This is a messenger RNA of Polyodon spathula (Mississippi paddlefish), 1021 nucleotides long. RefSeq names its product 1-acylglycerol-3-phosphate O-acyltransferase 2 (lysophosphatidic acid acyltransferase, beta) (gene agpat2). Gene Ontology annotation, molecular function: 1-acylglycerol-3-phosphate O-acyltransferase activity. The transcript has 6 exons. Lineage: Eukaryota; Metazoa; Chordata; Actinopteri; Acipenseriformes; Polyodontidae. Bases 182 to 1000 code for a protein of 272 amino acids. The record is from RefSeq and is a predicted model, not a curated record. Gene Ontology annotation, cellular component: endoplasmic reticulum; membrane. Gene Ontology annotation, biological process: phosphatidic acid biosynthetic process.
UCCGUUGUCAGUCUGACACGCAAUCGGUGUAUUUUCCUGGAGGCCGCUUGUGUUCCCUGUCGCUUUAAGGAGCGGAAAUUACUUAUUUAAAAAGUUCCCCUGAAGUUGUGAUUAGCAGCCAGUCCUUGGUUGAGCGACGCACACUCUUAAAGACAGAGCUGUGUCAGCCGGUAGACAGAACAUGUCGUUCGUAAUGUUAUUACUUAUAAUGCUGCUUUUGGUUCCGGUUCUACUGCUUACAAGUAGAGUAUUUACAUAUUAUUUUAAGAAUGUUUUUUACGUAGCGCACAUGAUGCUUCUGGGAUCGAUUGCACUGCCGAUUUGUAUCCUGAGAUGUAGGGGCAGGGACAUCGAAAACAUGAGGAUUGUCCGGGCUGUUUGCUGGCAUGUCAAGUACUUUCUGGGAGUGAGAUACAAAGUGAGUGGACUGGAGCACUUGCAGACUGAAGGGCCGUAUGUCAUCUUAUGCAAUCACCAGAGUACCCUGGACAUCCUUGGGAUGAUGGAGAUCCUACCUGACCGCUGCACUCCCAUAGCCAGGAAGGAAGUGAUCUACGUUGGCACAGUGGGCUUGAUCAGCUGGAUUGGAGGGGUCGUCUUCAUCAACCGCAAGAAGACCAGCGAUGCCAAGAGUGUCAUGGCAGACGUAGCAAAGACUAUGCUGAAGGACCAGAUCCGUGUCUGGGUGUUUCCAGAGGGCACGAGGAACCAGAAGGGAGAUCUCUUGCCCUUCAAGAAAGGAGCCUUCCACUUGGCAGUUCAGGCCCAAGUCCCAAUCAUUCCAGUCGUAUUUUCCUCCUACAAAAACUUUUACUCGCCGAAGGAAAAGCGGUUUGAUUCAGGGACAGUCACUGUGAAAAUACUCCCGAAAGUUGAAACAAAGAACAUGACCUCGGAUGACAUCUCUGCUCUCUCCGAGAAAUGCUACCAGCUCAUGAAUGCUGCUUUUGCUGAGAUUUCUCAACCAGCUGGCCAGACGAAUGGCCCUUCCAGUAAAUGAGUAGUGCUGCUCCAAUACUCC